Molecule: messenger RNA, 2323 nt
Organism: Coccinella septempunctata (seven-spotted ladybird)
Lineage: Eukaryota; Metazoa; Arthropoda; Insecta; Coleoptera; Coccinellidae
Gene: sm
Product: heterogeneous nuclear ribonucleoprotein L
Exons: 10
Coding region: 268-1662 (464 amino acids)
Biological process (GO): regulation of RNA splicing
Cellular component (GO): nucleus
Molecular function (GO): mRNA binding
Source: RefSeq, a predicted model, not a curated record
UAAGAACCAAUAAUUUUCUUUGAUCAAGAAAGCGGCAUCUACCUGUAAGCCUGCGAACUCUACGACAAGAAAUUAUUGAUCUCGUGGUGUUAUAAAUUCUUUACAGAGGGCGCAAUGUUGGUACCGAAUGUCACUGUGUUCCCGGUGUAUUCUGCGAUAUUUUUCAUUUUCCCCACUGUCCUGUUCGAUUCCUGCUUUCCCAGUUCUACGCGUCCUGUUGCGGGUUGAGGUUGUUGGUUUAUCGGGUGUUCUAAAGUGUUUUCUAAAAUGGCGUUCAAUGGAGAUGGUCCACAAAAUAAAAGACAGCGGAUUGAAACAGAAGCUAUCAACCGAGUUCACCAGGGAAAUUUCACGAAUAACGAAGAACCAAGGAGGAAAGGCCAAGAACCCAGCAAACCAAAUCACAUUCUUCUGUUCACAAUCAUAAAUCCAAUGUAUCCAAUCACAGUCGACGUUCUACACACAAUCUGCCAAUCCAGUGGACAAGUGUUGAGGAUCGUGAUAUUCAAGAAAAAUGGCGUCCAAGCUAUGGUCGAAUUUGACAACGUAGAAUCAGCAGUAAGGGCCAAAGAAGCAUUGAAUGGUGCUGACAUAUACUCAGGAUGCUGCACAUUGAAGAUCGAUUUCGCUAAGCCAGAAAAACUCAAUGUUCACAAAAACGACUCAGAAAGCUGGGAUUACACAACCACCUUACUGAAAGAAAACACAAGCAAUGGAAGACCACAACCCUUAUUACAGGAGCCACACUUCGGAUCGAGACCACAACCAUUCAAUCGCUUUCCCUCCGAGACACACAGAUACGAGGAGAUGGGCCCCGGUUUCCCGGAACAGUUCGGCAACGAGAACUUUCGAAAAAAUCCAACGGUGACGAGUCCGGAGUUCCGGGAGCAGAGGAACGCCCAGUUUCAGCAACCCGGCGCCGUGCUCAUGGUCUACGGUCUGGACCCCCUACGCACCAACGCCGAUAAACUCUUCAACUUGAUGUGUUUGUACGGGAACGUAGUGAGGAUCAAAUUCCUCAAGUCGAAGGAGGGCACGGCUAUGGUGCAGAUGGGCGACAGCGUGGCCGUGGAGAGGUGCGUCCAGAACCUGAACAACAUAACGGUGGGCUGCACGGGCGCCAUACCGCCGUCCGCCAACAAUUCGAAUAACGAGAAGAGCGCCGAAGAGCACAAGAUACAGCUGGCGUUCAGCAAACAGCCCUAUCUGAGCGAGGUGACGAACCCCUAUCCGCUCUCCGACAAAUCGCCGUCUUACAAGGAAUACGCCACAAACAAGAACAACAGGUUCAUGAACGCGACGAUGGCCAGCAAAAACAGGAUCCAGCCCCCCAGUAAGAUAUUACAUUUCUUCAACACUCCACCGCAGGUGACGGAAACGGAAUUAAUUCAAGUGUUCAAAGACUACGACGUCGUCGCACCAAAGGCUGUAAAACUAUUCCCCAUGAAGUCGGAGAGAUCGAGUUCCGGCCUAUUGGAAUUCGAGACAACGACAGAAGCCGUGGCCGCCGUCAUGGCAUGCAACCACGCCGCAAUCGACAGUCCCGGCACCAAAUUUCCCUUCAUAAUGAAACUGUGUUUCUCAUCGUCAAGAAGUAUGUCGAUCAAAAACGGCAACGACAAUGGAGACGGGACAGGAGAGCUCCGUUUGAGGCAGGAAUAAGGGCUACUGUUUCCCUUCAACACCUACCAAUACAUAUCCUUUCCAUAUUUAAUAUAUCCUUUAUAAUAUCGAUGAGAUACAUUCGUUAUCCUUAGAUUUUGUUUUUCUGUUCUUGUUGAAAAGUUACAAUACAAAAAAAAAAUGCCAUUUUAUUGAUAGUGUACAAUUUACUUUCAUCAAAUGAAACGAACAUAUUGUGUAGACAUAUCUGAAUUUAUCGGUAUAAAUUCAUUAUAAUUGUUAAUGUUAUAAGAGUACUUAAAUUUCUAUCUCAGCAACGACUAGGAUGUAAUAAUUUAUUAUUCAACACAUGAUUUAUGUGAUGUGAUUGUGUGUGUAUGUUGGGCUAAGCACACCCUUAUCAAGAUUAUUUGUUAUUACGGUUGAAUCUCGUUUUUAUUAUGAUUAUUAUUUCAAACUGUUAUUUAUAUUUAUUUUUGUCGAAUUUUUAUAUUUUAUUUAUUUAUUGCCUGGGCCAGAUGCAAGCCGACAAGGUAUGUGUUUAAGUGCUGUGUUUGAACAUUCUCCUUUGUGAAAUCAUGUACUGAUUGCCGAUAUUUUAAUAUGAUGAAUUUUUUCUGACGAAUAUUUCUAUUUAAACGAAUACACAUAUCCGAUGUGAUUUCUUCAUCUCCAUAUUUUUCAUUUUAUAUUGAUGAAU